AUGGCCUCCCGACCUCAGAACAUUGGCAUCAAGGCCAUUGAGAUUUACUUCCCCAACCAGUACGUCGAGCAGACCGAGCUCGAGAAGCACGAUGGCGUCUCGACCGGCAAGUACACCAUUGGCCUCGGCCAGACGAAGAUGGCCUUCUGCGACGACCGCGAGGACAUUUACUCCUUCGCCCUGACCGUCACCUCCCGCCUCCUCAAGAACUACGCCGUGGACCCCAAGUCCGUCGGCCGCCUCGAAGUCGGCACCGAGACCAUUCUCGACAAGUCAAAGUCCGUCAAGACCGUUCUCAUGCAGCUCUUUGGCGACAACACCAACGUUGAGGGCGUUGACACCCUCAACGCCUGCUACGGCGGCACAAACGCCCUCCUCAACACCGUCAACUGGAUCGAAUCCUCUGCCUGGGACGGCCGUGACGGCAUCGUCGUCGCCGGCGACAUUGCCCUCUACGCCAAGGGCGCCGCCCGUCCCACGGGUGGUGCCGGCGCCGUCGCCAUGCUCAUCGGCCCGGACGCCCCCGUCGUCCUCGAGCCUGGCCUGCGCGGCACCUACAUGCAGCAUGCCUACGACUUCUACAAGCCCGACCUGACCUCGGAGUACCCUUACGUCGACGGCCACUACUCCAACACCUGCUACAUGCGCGCCCUGGACGCCGCCUACAGCGACUACUGCGCCAAGGAGGCCAAGCAGCUCAACGGCGCCGCCGCCGACGGCAAGCCCACCCUCGAACGCUUCGACUACCUCGCCUUUCACGCGCCCAACUGCAAGCUCGUCGCCAAGUCGUACGCCCGCCUACUGUACCAUGACUACCUGGCCAACGCUGACGCCCCGGCCUUUGGCGAGGUCGCCCCCGAGCUGCGCGACAUGGACUACGAAAAGUCCCUGACCGACAAGGUCGUCGAGAAGACGUUCAUGGGCCUCACCAAGAAGAAGUUCCAGGACCGCGUCGGACCCUCCCUCAACGUCGCCACCAUGUGCGGCAACAUGUACUGCGCCAGCGUCUGGGGUGGCCUCGCCUCGCUGCUGCACUACGCCGCGCCCGCCGACCUGCACGGCAAGCGCAUCGGCGUCUUCAGCUACGGCUCCGGCCUCGCCGCCACCUUCCUCUCCUUCCGCGUCAAGGGCUCCACCGAGACCAUCAGCAAGACCCUCGACAUCCCCGCCCGCCUCGAGGCCCGCAAGGCCCUCGCGCCCACCGAGUACGAGGCCUUCUGCGACCUGCGCAAGCAGGCUCAUCUCCAGAAGGACUUUGCCCCCAAGGGCCAGACGGAGAACAUCACCCCGGGGACAUACUACCUCGAGAAGGUGGACGACAUGUUCAGGAGGGAGUACACCAUGAAGGUGUAA
Messenger RNA from Emericellopsis cladophorae, 1353 nucleotides. RefSeq names its product hydroxymethylglutaryl-CoA synthase. The record is from RefSeq and is a predicted model, not a curated record. Gene Ontology annotation, molecular function: hydroxymethylglutaryl-CoA synthase activity. The transcript is spliced from 2 exons. Lineage: Eukaryota; Fungi; Ascomycota; Sordariomycetes; Hypocreales; Bionectriaceae. Bases 1 to 1353 code for a protein of 450 amino acids. Gene Ontology annotation, biological process: acetyl-CoA metabolic process; ergosterol biosynthetic process.